AUGGUUGAACUCAAGCCAAUUUUCAGGAAGGCUUACUGGUCUCUCGCGGCUGGUGGACUGGUCUAUGUGCUUUUUAUCCUUUCUUUGACCUUCCCUGAAGUACAACGCUUUGUCCUCUAUGCCAACAAAAUCAAUCCUAGUCUGUGGCAGGAUGUCAAUCAGGUCGAGCAAUUUGGAUUCUCAAGAACCCAAGUCCAACCUUUCCAUUUGGUGACCCCUGACAAUGAAACAAUCUAUGGCUGGCACUUGAUGCCUUUACAUCUUUGCCUGGAACAUGAACAAGAGUUGAUGGACAAUGCGGCUUCGGGUCCAGCAGAGGACUACACUAAAACAGUGGCCCACAAGCUCCUCGCCAAUGACCCCAAUGCAAGAGUUGUUGUAAGCUUCCAUGGAAAUGCGGCGCAUCUGGGCUCUGCCAAUCGCCCUGCGACUUACAACACGCUACUCAGUUUGUCCACGCCGUCAAACCCGGUGCACGUCUUCGCAAUUGACUACCGUGGCUUCGGCGUUAGCACUGGAACCCCCACCGAAGAAGGACUUAUCACAGAUGGUGUAUCCUUGGUUAACUUCCUGACCGCAGGGGCGUUCAAGAUCCCCACUUCUCGCAUCGUCAUUAUGGGCCAGAGUCUUGGAACUGCGGUCACAGCCGCAGUCGCUGAGCGUUUUGCAUUCGGAUCGUCCGACCCCACAGCUAUUCAGCCAGCUGUCCAGAAUGCUGAGCCUUUUGCCGGCGUGAUCCUGCUGGCAUCCUUCAGCAGCUUGGCUAACCUCAUCCAAUCAUACAGCCUGAAAGGUAUUACACCACCCAUGCUGUCCCCUCUCAUGGGAUAUCCUCGGGUGCAGAAGUGGUUGCUCGGUAAAAUCGUGGACCGCUGGGACACUGGCCUGAGACUGGCACGUCUCACUGGUGUUAGUCCAGCAGAUGUGGAUGUUUCGGAGACGAAUUAUACCGACAAAAGCCUCGAUCUGACGAUUGUUCACGCCUUUGAUGAUGCUGAAAUUCCCUGGUAUGAGGGACGCCGCGUCUGGGUGGCCGCCACAGGCGAGAACAUUAAAGGUGGCCCUGGGGCUUUGACGUAUCACAAGACCGAGGACGGCAGCCCAAGUGAGAUCAAGAUCUGGAAGCAUGAUAUCCAGAACGGCGAUGGCACUGAGAUUGUGAAGACGGUCAGAUGGGAACGGAUUCGAUAUGGUGGUCACAAUCGGGUUGCAUCGGGCUCUCUGGCUGGUCUUGCUGUUAUGAGAGCUUUUGGAAAUUAA
Messenger RNA from Penicillium paradoxum, 1260 nucleotides. Its product is annotated as alpha/beta hydrolase. The transcript is spliced from 5 exons. The coding region runs from base 1 to 1260 and encodes 419 amino acids. NCBI's taxonomy places the organism in Eukaryota, Fungi, Ascomycota, Eurotiomycetes, Eurotiales, Aspergillaceae. The record is from RefSeq and is a predicted model, not a curated record.